Monascus purpureus is the source of this 1269-nucleotide messenger RNA. NCBI's taxonomy places the organism in Eukaryota, Fungi, Ascomycota, Eurotiomycetes, Eurotiales, Aspergillaceae. The record is from the annotation of a GenBank genome assembly.
AUGCCUCAGACGCAGCCUCUCAAGGACAAGCCUCUCCAUUCCCACCCUGAACCGCUCAAAGACCGAUCCAAUGUGAGCAAUGACACCCUCAAGAGCAGCAGAUACGAUGGCUUUGUCAAGGGAUCUCCCCCAAGGAUGCAUCGUGGAGCGAAGAAACCGAACGGCAAUGGUACUGGUGCUGCAGUUUCCACAGAAACCUUGAGAGGGGCAUAUGCUGCGACCCGUCUUACUACUGGUGCUGCUAGCAGUAUCCCUAUUAAGCCGAUUUCUGCGGCCAACCCACUUACUACGAUUUCUGCUACUACUAGUAGUCCUGCAGCUACGACUGCGAAUAGCCCAACUUCUGGUAAUAUCAUUGGAGGACAUAGACGACGCCGUUCCUCGUUCUUUGAAGAAUGGUCUUCUCCUUUGAGUUCUGUUCGGGGCCCAUCUCCCGAGAAGGGUAGACAGAGGAAUGCCUCCUCUACUACUAGCCCUUCUCGCAGUUCCGUGGCUUCUGCUGGGGCUCCUGUUGCAGCAGCUUCCAAGACCAUUCGUGGCCCUAUUUCGAAAGAAUUGAUCACUGGUAUGGCUCCUUUGCCCGCGCCUUCUACGGUUGUUGCGAAGGCUCCUGCUUCUGCUACUUCUGCACCCGGAGCUGCCUCCACUACUCUCAAGACUGUGCCUGCAAAAGCCGCCUCCGUUACUACUAGUACUACUGCUCCCAAUACGGCCCGAGGUGCUGCACCCACCGCGGUCUCUUCAGCAGCUCCUGCUGUCCGCUCUUCUCCGGCUCCCAAGCCUAAUUGCGCUCCUGAUCGAAACAUUACAUCAGCUACUAGUCCUUCUAGGAUCCCGAUGUCGAAAACUGCUCCCGUCCCGACCAAAGCUACUGUUACUGCCCCAGCCAGUGCUCUUGAUCGUAAGGACGGGGAUACCAAAAACUCCUCUCUUCCUCCCAAAGAUAGGAAACCUUCCGUGUCAGGGACUACUCGAGGUCGUACAACCGAACCUACUAAGACACCCUCCCCGCCAGCAUCUACUGCCAACACGCUGACGAAGAAAGAGCUCAGUCCCGAAAGUAACGAAACUCGCUCGAAACCCGGCAUCCCCGAAGGGAGCUACAGAACGCCGAGAGGCUUCAUCAUAAACAAGAUCGAAUUGAACCGUCUAUCUGGUGGAGUGAAGAAUGCGCGCAGAGAUACCAUUUAUUUUCGGGUCAGCUUCCUGGAAGACCCUUGGCAGGGAUUGAAGCCUGUCAAGACUGCCUGCUUGGAGCGUUGGUGGUAA